Messenger RNA from Antechinus flavipes (yellow-footed antechinus), 942 nucleotides. It is a transcript of the gene CCDC107, whose product is annotated as coiled-coil domain containing 107. The transcript is spliced from 6 exons. Bases 80 to 787 code for a protein of 235 amino acids. The record is from RefSeq and is a predicted model, not a curated record. Lineage: Eukaryota; Metazoa; Chordata; Mammalia; Dasyuromorphia; Dasyuridae.
UGUGUCGUCACGGGCUGCAUGCCUGCGCCUGCUCCCACGCUGCUGUGCGGCUUGGCGAGGCUCGCGCCGCGCGCCUGAAAUGCCGGCCUCAGGGCCCUGCGGGCAGGCGCUGCUGCCGGCCGCCUUGGCGUUGCUUCUCGUGACCGCAGCCCUCCGGGUCUUCGAGGGAGGCGCCGGGCCGCGGCCCCCGGCAGGGGAGCAAACUCGAGAUGGGCUGCGGAGGACGCUGGAGGAGUCGCGGGCGGCGGGCCGGGCGUGGGGGCCGCUGCCCCUGGGAGCCUUGUACGCCGUGGGCGUCCUGGCCUUCGUGCUGCGCCGGUGUCUGCAGGGACAGAACGAGGCCGAAGUUUCCCCGGAGGAGAAGCCCACUGAGAAGGAGCUUUUGCGCAGAGAAGAGCAGCUGGCUCAGGAACUAGCGAAGACAGAACAGCUCCUGGGUGGCCUGCUGGACCAGCUGGACCCUCUGUUUGAGCGGGUGGACGCUCUGGCCGGAGCCCAGCAGGACCUGCUGACGUUAAGGCUUCAGACCAUCAGCCAGCUGCUAAAGGACCAGGGACUGCCCACGGCUGUUGCCUCCCAAGAGUACAACCCCCCUGUCCAUGAGGACCUGAGUGCUGAGGAAGAUGAUGACAGUGACCUUCAGACCUGGGGCUGGGGGGAGGAACCUGAGGAGGGAGUGCCCGGGGCCUGGGCCCCAAAUGUCUCCUGGGGCCAAUUUGGGGAAAAUGGGAAGGAGUGGGGACUCAGGAGGAGGAAGUGGAUUGAGGGGACCCAAGUCACCCACUGAGAGAGAUGGUGUAAGAGAGAGCUUUGGGUUAAAGGAGCUGUAUCAGUUUGAGAAAACCUGGUAAGGAAUUAAAGCUCAGAUGUAAGGAAGUAGGAGGCUUUCUUCAAGGAGCCAAGAUGUUUUAGUAAAAAAUAAAUUUAUUCCAUUUUCGUAUA